Tripterygium wilfordii is the source of this 3661-nucleotide messenger RNA. RefSeq names its product pentatricopeptide repeat-containing protein At4g21065-like. Lineage: Eukaryota; Viridiplantae; Streptophyta; Magnoliopsida; Celastrales; Celastraceae. The record is from RefSeq and is a predicted model, not a curated record. The coding region runs from base 777 to 3101 and encodes 774 amino acids. The transcript has a single exon. Gene Ontology annotation, molecular function: zinc ion binding; protein binding; RNA binding. Gene Ontology annotation, biological process: RNA modification.
AUCACAAUAUUUAUUAAAUAAUCUCUCGUUAAGUGUACCCUUGAAAAAUCAAAAAUUUUACAAAUACAUCAAAAAUACAUAAAAUCUAAUACAUUUUAGAGAUGCACCCCAGACAUAAAUUAGAGAAAAAAACAGGGACAAAGGAUGUGAUAAUCCCUGCCAAAACACAACAGAAUUUCCGCAACAAAAUCCAUCAAAAUCAUCAAUUGAUAAUCUUGGAGUUGCGACUGAAGGAACCCGGUGCAAAAAAAACCUAUUUCAUAAGGCUUCAAAGUACUAGUCAUUAAGAAUACUAUGAAAGAAAAGCAAGGAAGUCCUCUUGAAUAGGCAUGCGUGCAUUAUAUCUAAAUCCCUUUCUAACUUUAUUUCAAUCUCAACAAAGAAAUGGAAGCAUAAAUCUUUGAUGGUUGUCCUCUUACUCUUUUAGCCUAGCAUGCCUUGUGGGGUCUCUCGGGUAAGAUUUUUCUCCAAAUGUCUUCCGAUCCAUGAAAUGGUGGGAGAGGCGGUGUUCCUCCUUCCAAAAUAAAGCUCCGGCCACAUCCGCAAACACUCUCCUUCCCGGAUCCCGUCCCACUCGAGCUGUCCCGACCACGUAGAGAGUCUCUCGGCAAGUAGAACUUGCUGAGGAGGAGUUCCUCUGCGCUGUGUUCUUUCGAGAGGUUGGGGGUGGGGGUGUCAAUGCAAAAUCAAUGUAAAUCGGGUGUGUUUAGAAAAUAUUGAGGCGUGACUAAAAUUUUUUUAUUGACCAAGCUAGGUUUAAAUCCAUUAUGGAUUAAAUGGCCCAAUCCCCGUCAUUGAUAAAGCUGGGUUUAAAUCCAUUAACGAUUAAAUGGGCCAAUCUUGGAGGCGCACAACAUUUGCUUCUUCUCUCUGUGUCUCUGAAUUCUCCUUCCACAAAAGCACAAACCACGGAAAAACUCGAAAAAGAGAGAACAUGUGCAGGGCAAAUGCAGGGCAAGUUGGAAAGACCGCUGUACCUAUGGAAUUUGAUGAUUCGGAGCUCCACAAGCAGCGGUUUCUUCGAAGAAACUCUAAAGAUAUACUCUUCAAUGGUGAAAGCCGGCGUCCAUGGCAAUAACUUCACCUUCCCUUUAGUCCUGAAAGCCUGCGGUAAAACCAGUUCUGUACGGUACGGGACCAUAGUCCAUUCCCUCGCUCUUCGAGUUGGAUUUCAUGCAGACUUGUUUGUGCAAACGGCUCUCAUUGACAUGUACUCUAAGUGCCGUGAUUUAUGGUCUUCAAGGCGAGUGUUCGAUGAAAUGCCUACCAAAAGCAUUGUUUCUUGGAAUUCCAUGAUUUCUGCUUAUUGUCAUAAUUAUCGGCUCCGUGAUGCAUUUUCUCUGUUGAAAGAAAUGCAGGUCCUAGGCGUGGAGCUAAGCUCCACUACUUUUAUUAGUGUGGUGUCUACUUGCAAUUUUGGACAAGGCUUGUCUAUACAUUGCUACAUUAUCAAACUUGGACUGUCCAACUCUGAUAUGCAGUUAGCCAAUGCAGUGAUGAAUAUGUAUGUUCGCUUUGGUCAAAUUGAUGGAGCUCGUUGCAUCUUCCAUAGGAUGGAUAAGAAGUCGAUUGUUUCAUGGACAACAAUGAUUGGUGGCUAUGUCACUGAUGGGAAUGUUUCUGAAGCUUUCGGCAUAUUCAACCAUAUGCGACACCGAAGUAUUAGCCUGGACUUGAUUGUCUAUGUAAAACUUUUAUCGGGUUGUGCACAAGUAGGGAAUUUGUUGUUAUCUUCAUCAAUUCAUUCUGUAGUUCUCAAAAGUGGAUUUGCAGAUGCAGAUCCCAUUAACAACUUGCUCGUCAACAUGUAUGCAAAAUGCAGUGACCUUCCAGCUGCUCAGAGAGUAUUUGAUGGUGUAAAUGAAAAAAGUGUCUUCUUAUGGACAUCUAUGAUUAGUGGUUAUACUAAACUGGGUUAUUCUGCUGAAGCUUUAGAUCUCUUCAAGAGGUUGUUGCAGACAGAUAUUCGUCCAAAUGAAAGAACCCUGGCUACCAUACUUUUAGCCUGUGCUGAUUUGGGAUCAUUGAUUAUGGGGAAACAGAUUGAAGAAUACAUUUUGUUGAAUGGAUUAGAGGCUGAUCAGCAAAUCCAGACUUCAUUGAUACAUAUGUUCUGCAAAUGUGGGAGCAUAAGUGAGGCAAAAGAUUUAUUUGAGAGGGUUUCAAAUAAAGACUUGGCUGUUUGGAGUUCCAUGAUAAAUGGCUAUGCCAUCCAUGGGAUGGCAGAUGAAGCUUUCAGUCUCUUUCAUGAGAUGCGGAGCUGUAAAGGAAUAAAGCCAGAUGCUGUUGUUUUCACAAGCCUAUUGUUGGCCUGCAGCCACUCAAAUUUGGUUGACGAGGGGUUGAACUAUUUUUGGAAUAUGCAGAAGGUAUUUGGAAUAGAGCCCGUAGUGGAACAUUAUGCAUGCUUGGUGGAUCUUCUUGGUCGAGCUGGUCACUUUGAUUUGGCCCUCAAAACCAUCAAAGAGGUGCCUGUCCAGCAGCUACCUCAAGUUUGGGCUCCAUUGCUUAGUGCCUGCAGGAAAUAUCACAACAUUGAGCUGGGGGAGUUUGCGGCCAAAAAGCUAUUAGAAUCUAACCCCCGUGUCACUGGCAAUUAUGUAUUAGCAGCUAAUUUUUAUGCAUCUGCAAAUAAGUGGAAGGAGGCUGCUAAAAUAAGAAGGAUGAUGAAUGCUAACGGAUUUCUUAAAGAACCUGGUUGGAGCCAGCUUGAGAUCAAUGGUGUUACCCAUGUUUUUGUUGCAGGGGAUCAAUCUCACAGUCAGUCAGUUCAGAUAUACAAGAAGCUAAAGGAACUAAACAUUAAACUUCUAGAAGCCGGAUAUGUUCCAGUAACAGAUAGGGUGACUCAUGAUUUAGAAGAGGAGGAGAAAGAGGAAUCACUGAAGGUUCAUAGUGAGAGACUGGCUAUUGCAUUAGGUCUCAUCAGUACUGAGGCAGGUGUCACUCUGAGGAUCAUAAAAAACCUACGAACUUGUGAUGAUUGCCAUUCUGCUUUGAAACUUAUCUCAAACAUUACAGAAAGGCAGCUUAUUGUGAGAGAUGGUCAACGCUUCCAUUAUUUUCAGUCUGGUUCAUGCUCAUGCAAGGAUUUCUGGUAAUUUCAGCUCCCUCCACUCCAGACACAAUUAGACCUUGAAAUACUUACGGACUUCAACUUUGAAGAGAUGCUCGUGUUGCUCCCUCUGAAUGAAGCUUUAAGCAGGCAAAGAAGGGCUCGCAAACAAACUUUAUACAUGUUUCACGCUUGUAUAGACCAUCAUAAAGUAGACUAAGCUAUUAUCUAGUUCCCAGUACUGAUCUUUCUUGAUCCUUGUUUUGGAAGAAUCACUGGAGAAAGCUUGCUCAUGCCAUGAACCAAACACACACCGGUUAAGGUAACUGGACAAAUUUAUUUGUCCUUUGUAGUUCAAACCGUCUUCACUUGAGGUAGCUUUAUUUGAUAUCCAAAAUUUCGUCUCCAGACCUUUCUCAUUGCAAGUCUGGUUCUGCUCAAAGGUUUGAUCGAUUAAUGUUGUGUACUUCUGCCAAAAUCCUUAAGACAUCACUUGAUAGCCUUACGGAAAAUUUUGGUUUGAGUAGUUUCUGGUUUUCAUGCCUUGCUAUUUUAUGCUGAAAUAGAUAUGUGCAAGAGAAAUUAAUUUAAGUAGCAGGUGCUUAC